Molecule: messenger RNA, 4288 nt
Organism: Penaeus monodon (black tiger shrimp)
Lineage: Eukaryota; Metazoa; Arthropoda; Malacostraca; Decapoda; Penaeidae
Exons: 9
Coding region: 267-3323 (1018 amino acids)
Molecular function (GO): lipid binding
Source: RefSeq, a predicted model, not a curated record
AUCGGACACAGGAACUCGUCGUCUGUCUAUGUUGUUGUUUCCUCCGAGAGUCGAAAGUAGUCCUUUUUCUUCACUUUAUUCUCUUAUUUGUCGUUGACAGACCAUGGACACAGACAUCUGUAAGAGCAUUUGAAAAGGAUUUGUAUCCAAGACGACCGACAUGAUCAAACGCGAAGGCUGUCAGAGGAGAAAUUAAGUUAGUGCCAGAGGGUGGUCUCAAGCACCCAGGGAGCCGGCACUCUGAGGUCAGUGCUUGCCAAGGCGCCAUGGGCGGGCGAGGGCAAGUCGGAAGUCUCUACGCGUCGCAGUAUGGGCUGGGGAUAAUGUUUCGCAGGAGGCUUCACCUGAUCAUGAGGUCGAGAGGCUUCACUCCCCAUUGGCGACCUCCAGGUGGCUUCAGGACAGCUCUCCAAGCACGCCCACACACGACCAGGUCUUCGUGUUCCAAAGUCAACAAGAACAACCUGAGCUGGCAUUUGCUAGUCCUGCUGAUGGGUCAGAAUGUUCAGUUACAAACGGUGGAGAAACUGAAGGAUGUCACUCGCUACCUAGUGAGGAUAGUCGUUCGCCAGUGUGAGGUACACACUUCAGAGAGGAUACGCCGUUCCAUGCAAUUGUACACUGUUUACUCCCGUAUGUGGGGAGAAGAGGCUGCAAGGAGAAUGCUGUCUAACCUCAGGAGGAUGUUUUUGAUGAGAGGGCGACAUCUGCUUUUGUCAGCAGUUUGCAUUACACAAUACGACUGGGAUAAGGAAAAGAUAUCGGAGGAGAGCCUAGAAAGAGCAACUGAUGACCUAGAAUCUGUAGGGGAACUCUGCAAAGCAACAGUUCAGUGUGAGAAUUGUGGAAAACGUCAAGUUAUUGAUCAACAGAUGUCUAAUGUGGAUUACUGUAUAUGUAGAGGUACCAUAGGUUAUGCUGGAAAGAAUAGACAUUAUGAUUCUUGGGAACCAUUCAUUGAAAGAGAUCACCAUAUUGUGUGGCGCCAGCGACACCACGUGCAUCAGCAUUUGUUUGCUUAUAAAGUGUAUGGAACAUACGAUGAUGUGAGCCUAAGUGCAUUCAUGGAAGCACAACUAAACAGUGGCUUCAGAAAAGAAUGGGAUGAUUCUGUGCUUGAGUUGCGGGUACUAGAUUCCCACGCAGAAUCUAACUCCGAUCUUGUUUAUUGGCUUGUCAAGUUCCCUCAAUUCUUUGCAAAUAGAGAUUAUGUCUUUAAGAGGCGCUUCACAUACAAUGAAGAAAGAAAAGAAGCUGUUAUAAUGAGUCAAGCAGUAGACUCAGAUGUGUUCCCAGAAGAGAAGGGAAUUUAUCGUGUUAAUGAGUAUUGGUCAACAAUGGUCAUUAGAGCCUGUGAGAGUAUCGAUAAGCCAGGUAUAGAAUACACCCUCACGUAUUUUGACAACCCUGGGACUAGUCUUCCACAAAGUAUAACAAACUUCAUAGCAGCUACAGGUUUUCCAAACUUCUUGCGGAAAGUUCACCAAGCAGCCCUAAGCCUUCAGACAGAUCACGAGAAUGGAGGAGAUGCUUAUAUCAGUCUCCCUAAUCAGUUACGUUAUCCGAAGAGACUGCCAGAGAUUGGAAAACCAACCAUUUCAGUAAGUGUCGAAGAAGAAGGGGCGCCCAUUCCUGCCACAGAGGAGUUGGAGAUCGUGUCUGUGGGCAACAUAAUGGGUCAAGUUCUUGAGCAUGGGGUCAGUAUACACAAGAUCCAAGAUGAAGAGGAGAAGCAUAGUACAUGGAGUGAUUUACCAGAAAAAGAAUGUGCAAGAACAGGUUCUUUGAUAAGGACUAAUAUUGAAGGUGGAGGCACUGUAAAAGAUACAUUGUUAGACAAAAAUGCUCCUACACCAAAGGAAGAGACUCAAGAAGAUAGCAGUGAAUUUCUUGAAAGUAGUGAAAUAGAUGUAGAGAUGGAAAUGCAAAUGACUGGUGAAAUUAAGGGCUCUGACUUCAACAAAGAAGAUGACCAUUUACCUUCUACAAUAGAUACAAAUAGUAACCAUUCAUCUCUGUCUGAAGAUCUGUCUCUGCAGCUGAGUAGAAAAAAAGUUGUGGUAGAUAUAUUGGAGGCAAUGGAAGUUGUGGCACCUGAUAUGGAAGAAAAAACAAAAUUGUCACUGAAAGUGGAAGAGUUGGCUGCAAGCACUUCAGAAAAAAAUAUAAACAAGUCUGUGUUACUUGCAAAACUUGACAAAUUAAGGAAUAAAUUAAAAGAAUUUCAAGAAAAUGCAUUUCAUCGCAAACUAACAUCUUUGGAAAAAAUGCAAGAACUUGAAAAUCGUGGCCAUUAUGACCAUUCUAGCCUAGAUGAAAAGACUUUAAAGCAACUUGAAAACCUUUUCCAUGCUGUAAACAGAGUUCUUCAAGCUGACAAAGAUAUGCGGACCGGAAAGGGUUACAUGAAGACUUCAACAGGACAAAACUCAGAUACUAGCAAGGGAGAGAAAUUAUUCUGGGAUUUCCAAAGAGAAGAAAAUAAAGAGAAGGAAGACACAGGGGCACAACCAAGUGAACAAAGAAUACCUGAUGAAGUGUCUACAUCACCGGGCUUUGAAAGUUCCCAAAAGAAAGAUGCUACUGACGAAACAAAAGCUAAAGAAAAUGUUCCAAGCUCUGUUAGUGCAGAUGUCAGAAAGGAAGAGGAAUUAUCCCAGGAUUCCCAAAGAAGAGAAAGCAAGAAGAGAGAAGAUGCCAGGACACAAUCAAGCGAACACACCGUACCUGAUGAAGUCUCAGCCUCACCAGGCUCUGACAGUUCUCCAAAGAAAAAUGCAACUGACAAAUCAAAGCCUCCAGAUGAUCCACCAGGGCCCAUUAGUGCAGGAUCAUCAGCCACAGGUGUAUUAGAAGAAAGCACAAAGAAUGAAAUUAAAACCUGUAAUAAUACUAUGAGAAAUAAUAUAGAAAAUAGAAGCAGUUCUGGUGGGUGGUCCUCUUGGUUAUAUUUCCCGUUUUCCACCUCCUGGAUGGAUGUCAAAGCAGCACAGGAUGUGUCAGACAGUGGGAGAAAUAACACUGAAGAAAAUCAUGUGGAGAACCUUGAUAUGCACAGUGAAACAAAGGCCACGACAUUAAUUGCUCAAGCUUGGUAUAUUGUUGGCUUAGGCUGGAUCUUCCAAACAGAAUCACAGUCAGCCAAGGAGGACUGUGAUCCCCAGCCCAGUGAGACCCAGGCAAAGGGUGAAGUUGAUGGUGCUGUAGAAGUUAAAUGUGAUAAGGGAACAGAGGGAACCACAUCUUGGUAUUGGUAUCCAGUGAAUGGCAUGUAUAGAGUGUAUACUUGGGUGUUCAGUGCUUCGCAGAAAGAGAGUGUCUAAGUUUAUUUGAAUGACUAUUGGAAAGGAUUUAUAUUUUAAUAUAUCAUUUUUCAGUUGUGCAAAUCAUUGGUAUUUAAUAUGGUGACAAAUGAAUUAGUUUAGCAGGAAUUGUCAGGGAUGACAAUAGCUUCUGUCAUUCAUUUUGGCAUAAAUUAAAAUGUUCAGAUCUCGUAUUUAAACUUUUGCAAUACUGCACAAAGUGCUAUUUCUGGAAACAAUGAAAGGUGACUAGAAAGAUUUUAGUGAAGGUAAUUUUUUUUUUCUUAUUGUGUAUUGAUUAUUUUUUAACUCUUAUUUAUUUUUCAAGACUGUGUUCUGUUAAUCUCAAAGCCAUUAGUAUAGAACUCUAAAGGCUCAAAUGUAUAUUAGAGUAGAUGAAAAUAGAUUUUUUGUAAUUUCCAAUAGGACUAAAUUUAGCUGACCUAAAAAUCAAAUAAUGCAACAUAGUGUGCAGGGUUAGUGUCAUGUAUUUAAACAUCCUUGCAGAAUAUGUAUUUGUCAGUAUUCUAACAAAAAAUUAAUGAAAGUCUCAAAGUUUUUGUAUGAUAACCAGAGAGUGCCUAUAUAAAUGUUAGUUCAUAUAAAGUAUAUAUUUGUCUUUAUAUUUUAAGUUCUCUAUUUUUCAAAAUAAGUAUCAACAUUAUGUAGUCACUGAAAAGUUGUGAGACAGUACCUGGUGGCUGUGAAUUAUUGAAUUUAUAAGAUAUACUGUGUUUAAGGAAAAUAUACUCUCAUUUUCCAGUUUUUCAGUAUGGUGACCAAGGAAAAGAAUUUCCACACUUUCUUCAAAGAGGCACAAUAAAAUGCAAUGUACAGUAAUUGCCAAGUAGCUCAAACCUAUGAUACCAAUAUAAACUGACACUGUAAGCCAUAAAAGUCUUUAAAAAUAUGAAAUUUUUGACUUGGAAUGUCAACUUAUAUUAGCUCUGUUGUAGCUGCAUUGGAAAUAAAAGCUUGUUUUCGUU